ACUGAAGGCUGUGCUGAGGGCCGCGUAUCUCGGCCUAGCUCCGUUUCCAGUGUCUUUGUGGGGUUGUAGGACCAGGUCAGGUUUGGAUUCCCGGGAGAUGGAUCGUGUGUGGAGUGCGUGGUGCGGCAAGUGCGCCAAAGGGAAAAAGUCGUCGCCCCUUUGGACCCAGCGCAUCGUGGUCGCCUGGCUUAACAAGGCCGAGUGGGACCAGGUGAUGGUGUAUCUGUUCUGCGAGGACCAUACAUUACAGCGGUACGCUCUGAACCGUAUUACCGUGUGGAGGAGCAGGUUAGGCAACGACCUUCCCCUGGCAGUGGCUUCUACUGCUGACCUCGUACGCUGUAAGCUCAUGGAUGUGACUGGUGGCUUGGGCGCUGAUGAACUUAGUCUGCUCUAUGGCAUGGCAUUGGUCAGGUUUGUGAAUCUUAUCUCAGAGAGGAAGACAAAGUUUGUCAAGCUUCCCCUCAAGUUCCUGGCUCAGGAGGUGAACAUUCCGGAUUGGAUUGUUGAACUUCGUCAUGAGUUGACCCACAAGAAAAUGCCCCAUAUAAAUGACUGCCGCAGAGGCUGCUACUUUGUCCUGAAUUGGCUUCAGAAGACCUACUGGUGCCGCCAAUUGGAGAACAGCCUGAGAGAGUCAUGGGAGUUGGAGGAGGACAAGGAAGAGACAGAUGAAGAGGACGAAGAGGAAAAUAAGGACAUUGCUGAUGAUGACAUCACAGAACAGAGAUCAGAGCCUAAGGAAAAUGUAAAAAGUGCAGAGUUGGAUGCCAGGGUUGAUGGAGACAGUCAAGAAGGCAGUUCACAUUGUGAAAAGACUCUGAGGCAUAAAGAGCUAUAUGAAAAAGCCCGGGAACUGCUGGUGUCUUACGAAGAGGAACAGUUUAAGGUGCUGGAGGAAUUUAGGUAUUUACCUCAGGCCAUUAAAGUGUGGAAUAACCUGUCCCCACGUGUAGAAUGUAUCCUGUCAGAGCUCAAGAGCAUAACACGGGAAAACAGUGAGGCUGUGCUGGAUGCCUUUCUGGAUGAUGGCUUCCUCGUCCCUACAUUUGAGCAGUUGGCAGCCUUGCAGAUAGACUAUGAAGAUGGGCAGACUGAGGUCCAGAGAGGGGAUGGUACUGAUCCAAAGUCACACAAAAACAUGGACUUGGAUGACAUCCUGGUGCCAAAGCCGUUCUCUCAAUUCUGGCAGCCCCUGCUUAGGGGCCUGCACUCCCAGACCUUCACACAGGCCUUGCUGGAAAGGAUGCUGUCCGAGCUGCCAGCCUUGGGAGACAGCGGAAUCCGCCCAACCUACAUCCUCAACUGGAUCAUAGAACUGAUUGUGGCCAACACCAAGACUGGACGGAAUGCUCGCCGCUUUUCUGCAAGCCAUUGGGAAGUGAGAAAGACCUGGAGAUUGUUCAGCUGCUCUGCUUCCCUUGACUGGCCCCGGGUGGUUGAAUCCUGCUUAGGCUCACCUUGCUGGGCCAGCCCCCAACUCCUUCAGCUCAUCUUCAAAGCCAUGGGAUCAGUCCUGCCAGAUGAGGACCAGGAUAAGCUGUUGCGCAUCUGUUCCAUUUAUACCCAGAAUGGAGAAAACAGCCUGGUGCAGGAGGGCUCAGAAUCCCCUACUAUUGAGAAGUCUCCACAUACAUUUAACACCUUAUAUUGGAACCUCAACUCAUCUGGCGCCAACUUUGGGUCUGAAGGAAAGGCCCAGGAGCAGGAAAUCCUUAAGGAGGACAGGGAAGAUGAGAAGGAUGAGAAAGAGAUCAUGGAUGAUCAAGUAGAAGACGAAGAUGACUGUGAUAGCCAAGAUGAGGAGCAAGAUGAAGAAGAAGAUUGGAUGGAAGUGGACCCUUUCUCUACAGGGAAGGAGUCCCCCACUGUUGAGAAUGCCAGGCUACUGGUCCAGAAAAGGGGAGCCUUGCAGGGCUCUGUGUGGCAAGUUAGCUCAGAAGAUGUGCGAUGGAGCACAUUUCCCUUAGGCCAAAUGCCAAGCCAGACUGAGGACCCAGCAGAGCUUAUGUUGGAGAAUUAUGACACCAUGUAUCUUUUGGACCAACCUGUGCUAGAGCAGCGGCUGGAACCCCCAGUGUGCAAAACUAGCUCUCUGGGACUAAGCUGUGGCGUCGGCAGUGCCAACUGUAGCAAUGGCAGCAGCAACUUUGAGGUCCUUCUCUGGAGCCAUGGGCAGCUGCAUGGACUCAAAACUGGCCUACAGCUCUUCUGAUGCAAGCCUUGGUGCAAAUGUGCACCCAACCCUGCCAUGGCAACAGUCCAUUCUGCCAUGUGCCUGAUGAUCCUUGAAACAAUCUGAAAGACUGCCUGAAUCAGCUCAUCUUUCCACUACAGAGGGAUUUUAAAAUGUGUUUUGGAGUUUUUGUUUUGUGUAGAAACAAUAAACAGGCAACUGUA
Molecule: messenger RNA, 2400 nt
Organism: Echinops telfairi (small Madagascar hedgehog)
Lineage: Eukaryota; Metazoa; Chordata; Mammalia; Afrosoricida; Tenrecidae
Gene: LAS1L
Product: LAS1 like ribosome biogenesis factor
Exons: 14
Coding region: 98-2215 (705 amino acids)
Biological process (GO): maturation of LSU-rRNA; maturation of 5.8S rRNA
Cellular component (GO): Las1 complex; preribosome, large subunit precursor
Molecular function (GO): endonuclease activity
Source: RefSeq, a predicted model, not a curated record